ACCUUUGACACCGACUUCAAUGUGACCUUCGGGCAUUUCAUUUGCUUUGAUAUCGCAUUCUAUGUUCCAAGCGUUGAGUUGGUCGUGAAGCAUGGCGUUCGGGACUUUGUGUACCCAACUAAAUGGCACUCGCAGCUGCCUUUUUACACGGCUGUCCAGGUGCAGCUGGGCUGGGCUUAUGGUAAUGACGUGAAUCUCUUGGCAGCUGGUGCCAGUCGCAUAGAGUACGGCAGCACCGGUUCAGGAAUCUACAAUGGAAGAAAGGGAACUCUCACGAGCGUAAUAAAACUCAAUGAAAACGAACGCCGCAUCUACGUGGCCCAGGUCCCCAAGUACAAGAGAACAGAGCAGAGGCGACAGCAUCGAACCGUUAGUCAGAUUCGGAAACAUGUACGACAGCCCACGCCAGAACAGAAGACCCAGACAACCAGCUCAGGAUUCGUGAUGACUCGGGACUAUAUUGAGCAGUACACAACCACGUGGAUGAGUCUUGAGUACGCCGGAAAUGCUACAGCCAAUGUUUGCCAAGGAAAGCUGUGUUGCCACUUUGAGCUAGAGUGGAACCCAUUAUUGAAUAUGGAAAUAGGCAAUACGAAGAUAUUUGGCUAUCGCUUAGGUGCCUACGACGGCUGGCGAAAUGAACCAAAUGUAGAUCCCAAUUAUAUUCGCAACUGCGGAAUCUUCGCCUGCAACGGAGUUACUCUGGACGAUUGUGGAUACAUGUUGAGCCCAGAUCAACUACGCUUUAAUUUAAGUCGAAUACUUAUUGAGGCCAAGUAUCCAAAGAGUCAAGAGAUUCUGCUGAUGCCAAACAGUGUGAGGGAUAAUCUAUUGCCCCUCGAGCCAUCGCAGUUCGAGUGGUCUGUGGAGGAGGAGGAAAAGAGUCAUAUGUUGAGUGUUCGUUUUGCACUGGCUAAAACCGAGUCGUUGUCCAACCUGUUGUCCUUUGCUAUAUUCGGAAAUUACUACGAUGAAGUCUGUACCUAUGGCUCGGGCUCACCGGAGAAGGAUCUUGAAUGUGGCUAUGAGCCCACUGGCGAUGGCGCUGCCCAACUGCGUUUCUUUGGCACGUGGCUCCAUUUGCUUUUGGCUGUGGGUUUCAUAUACCAUCUUAGCAAGUAAAGCGUGCCUCGAAAGGCGUGUGCAGACUUGUAGCAAUAAAGAGAAAACUUGUUAUUCAGCCUUGCCUUAAA
Messenger RNA from Drosophila navojoa, 1193 nucleotides. RefSeq names its product vanin-like protein 1. NCBI's taxonomy places the organism in Eukaryota, Metazoa, Arthropoda, Insecta, Diptera, Drosophilidae. The record is from RefSeq and is a predicted model, not a curated record. Gene Ontology annotation, molecular function: phosphatidylinositol-4,5-bisphosphate phospholipase C activity; hydrolase activity, acting on carbon-nitrogen (but not peptide) bonds, in linear amides. Gene Ontology annotation, biological process: lipid metabolic process; intracellular signal transduction.